AAUUCGAAAAUUUUGAAGCACAGAAGUCUUUAAGACGUAGGUUCGAGUGAUUUCAAAAAAUUGCUAUUUUCUUUUGUUUUGAUAUUCAAGAUGUGAGGUGUGAAUGGUGUGAUGUAUUCAGUAGGCUGUUUUUCUGUUGGAUAAUUAAUACUUAUGAAAAUUGGAAACGAUAAAUAAUAUCCGAAUUUUGAAGCCACUGUUCGUAGAAAAAUGAAAGCCAUCGGUUUUCUGAAAAAUUUCUCAUGUCUUACAUUUUCUGCCAAAUUUUUUGACCACAAAGUUCAGUUAAGAUCUUCAUUUUGAGUUGAAAGUCGCUCAAAAAAAAAUUGUAAAUCGCUUAUUUUUGGAUAAAUUUGUGUUUUGAAAAUUUAGGAAUACAGUAGGUAGGUAAGUAGUGCCACUUCAUCUCAAUCAUUAGGUACUGCCAAUUUCAAAAAACUGAAAAAUUUGGUAGGUACAUUUUUGGCUAUUUUCAAAUAAUUGGCAUCACUGCGUUUCAAAAUAUUUCACCAGCUUCAGAAAUGAAAUAUUUCCAUGUUUUGGCUUUAUUAAUGUGAAAUAUUUGAGAAGUGAAAAUUUGCAAACGGGGUGUCUUUAAACUGAAAGCAUCGUUCACCAAACACUUGUUUUAAUGUUGUCUGAAUGAAUUUCAACUCAAAAUGAGCCAAUGCGGAUCUCCGUUGAAUUUGGUCAAAAUUCUCUAAAAAGAAUUUGAAUUUUACAAUCAAAACCCUGUACAAGUUCGCACAUUUUCAUGUAUUUUCUCUGUGAAUCAAUACUUACGAUAGCAAGCAUAGAUUUCAUUGCUUUGGUCUUUGAACAUUCAUUUUUUAAAAUAAAAUAUUUUAUUUGAUGUUUCAAAUGGAUUCGUUGCUGGUUUUUUUAAAACGUGUGUGAACCGAGUAUCGUUUACGAACAUUUACACCUUUUCACUGAGAAAUUAUGAAUAUUCAAGCGUGGUUCUGUGUCUGUUUAUUUUUCAAGCUUCUCUUUGCCACCUCAAAUGCUGCCCCUGCCUCCAAAUCCAUUAUUCCAAAAAGGACACCAUCUGGACAUAUCGAUAGAGACGCUCUUUUGGAAAAAAUCCACGAAUUGAUGAGAAAGAAUGGCAAAGAUAUUCCAAUCGUUAAAGAAGAUAAAUCUCCUAAAGAGAUAGUGAUAACCGAGGGGAGAACUACAAUAUUUGAAUUCUUCAAGAGUUUAAUAAUUCCUGGAUACCAACCUGAAGCUAUUGGUACAGCGGAUCGUCCCUUGGUACAGCAUGUUUUCAAAAAAAUGGACACUCCGGAUGGAUCUGUACCAAUGUAUGGUGCUUCAUCAAUAGCUCCUACUCAAACACCUUAUGUUAAAGAAGAGUCUCGAUAUUUAACCCCUGAACAAGUGAGAUUGGCGAAAAACACUGCUGGAGAAAUCAUGAAAGGUAUACAAGAGAGUCCAGAAAAGUUUCGAUUUGCUUGAUGUGCUUGGUAGGUGGUUGGUUAAAGAUGAAUAGCUCAAAUUACAUUGUAUUGUUUUUGUAGUGAUUUUAAUAAAAUUAAUACUGCAUUGAA
Molecule: messenger RNA, 1550 nt
Organism: Planococcus citri (citrus mealybug)
Lineage: Eukaryota; Metazoa; Arthropoda; Insecta; Hemiptera; Pseudococcidae
Exons: 3
Coding region: 943-1458 (171 amino acids)
Source: RefSeq, a predicted model, not a curated record